Molecule: messenger RNA, 1171 nt
Organism: Solanum verrucosum
Lineage: Eukaryota; Viridiplantae; Streptophyta; Magnoliopsida; Solanales; Solanaceae
Product: lipid phosphate phosphatase 2-like
Exons: 8
Coding region: 64-1032 (322 amino acids)
Biological process (GO): phospholipid metabolic process
Molecular function (GO): phosphatidate phosphatase activity
Source: RefSeq, a predicted model, not a curated record
GUCCCAAGAUUAUCUGUGAGGUUGGAUUCUGCUCUUUCUAAUUGAAGUAUCAGCAGUGCUUAAAUGGGUUGGAAAGACAAGAUUAGGACUGUGUUUCAGGGUAAUACAAAUGCGAUUGAGCUUGGAUGUGGACAUACUAUCAAGUCUCAUGGAUCAUCAGUUGCAAGAAUUCACAUGCAUGACUGGCUUAUAUUGCUACUGCUUGUAGUAAUAGAAGUAGUCCUUUAUGUCAUCGGUCCAUUUCACCGGUAUGUUGGAAAGGAUAUGAUGACUGAUCUGAAAUAUCCCAUGAAAGAUAAUACGGUCCCAGUGUGGUCUGUUCCCCUAUAUGCAGUUGUAUUACCUAUUAUCAUCUUCCUUUUCGUUUAUCUUCGGAGGAAGGAUGUCUAUGAUCUGCACCACAGCAUUCUAGGCCUCUUAUUUGCUGUACUUAUUACGGCUGUAAUCACGGAUGCCAUCAAGAAUGGAGUAGGCCGUCCCCGACCGGACUUUUUCUGGCGUUGCUUUCCUGAUGGUAAAGAUGAGUACGAUCAGUGGGGAGACGUGAAAUGCCAUGGUAAAGCAAGUGAUAUUAAGGAAGGACAUAAGAGCUUCCCAAGCGGGCAUACCUCAUGGUCAUUUGCUGGUCUCGGGUUUCUAUCGUUGUAUUUAGCAGGGAAGAUUAAAGCAUUUGAUCGCCGAGGGCAUGUGGCAAAACUAUGCAUAGUUUUUCUUCCUCUCCUAAUGGCAUCUCUUGUUGGGGUCUCACGUGUGGAUGACUACUGGCAUCAUUGGCAAGACGUGUUCACUGGAGGAAUGAUAGGCCUUUUCGUUGCAACAUUCUGUUACCUGCAGUUCUUCCCUGCUCCAUACCAUACUGAAGGAUGGGGACCUUAUGCAUAUUUCCGUGCAAUGGAGGAGGUUCGUAGUAGCAGACAACACGUCCACCCUACUAACGGAGGAUUAGAGAUAGAACGUCCCGAGGUACAACUGAAUCAGCGAUCCGGUACAACUCCCAAUCCAUUUGAGGAUGUGGAGUAUGGCAGAAUGUGAGACACAAACACUGUACGCUUAUGCUUAUAUUUGUCAAAGUAUUUUAGUUGGCACAGUUUGUUAUUUUCUUGUGAAUAUUUAUGUCUGUUUUUGUUAAGUAUUUUAGCUUUAGGGAACUAUUUGAUUACUGAAAUUGUUU